This is a messenger RNA of Magnolia sinica, 369 nucleotides long. RefSeq lists its product as uncharacterized. The coding region runs from base 1 to 369 and encodes 122 amino acids. The transcript is spliced from 2 exons. The record is from RefSeq and is a predicted model, not a curated record. NCBI's taxonomy places the organism in Eukaryota, Viridiplantae, Streptophyta, Magnoliopsida, Magnoliales, Magnoliaceae.
AUGGAGAGUAUGAGAAAAGAAGCACUAGCCAUUGUAGCAACAUUCCUCUUUCUCCAUCUUCAAAUGGCGGAUGCCGGACUGCCGCGCGUCUGUGCCAAUCAGUUCUCCCUAGCUGCCCAAGCAUGCUCUCUUCUACCGACUCUGGCUCACCACGACAGGUGCCAUGAAUCCGGCUGUGAUGAUGAGACUGACAGCAAGAGACACAGACGCCAUAGACAUCGGCUGGAGAAUUGUUGCAGAUGGCUGAAAGAGCUGGAUGAUGUUUGUGUGUGCUCGGUCUUCUCUCGGUUGCCUCUGUUCCUGACCACACCCGAUCACACGUACACCGUGGAAGUUGGUGGCAAGUGCAAAUUCAGAAAUCUCCUGUGA